AGACACGGAGAUGAUUGGAUAUUUUUAACGUUGCUUGGAAUAAUCAUGGCCCUUUUAAGUUUUGUAAUGGACAUACUCAUUGAAAGAUUUCAUAUAGCGAGGAUAUGGUUAUAUAACAUGUCAUCUCCAAAUGUGUACCUUCAAUAUUUUUCAUGGAUGAUUGCUCCACUAAUUCUUGUCUUGUUUUCAACAGGAUUCACAAGAAUUGUAUCUCCACAAGCCAUAGGAUCUGGUAUUCCUGAAAUCAAAACGAUCAUGAGGGGUGUGUCCAUGAAUGAAUAUCUAACUUUUAAUACCUUAUUGGCUAAAGUUAUUGGGUUGUCAACAGCUGUUGGCAGUGGAUUACCAAUUGGAAAAGAGGGACCAUUUGUUCAUGUUGCUAGUAUUUCUGCUUUUUUACUGGCUAAGCUGUUUCCUACUUUUAAGCUUGAUUUCAAGAAUUCGACAUGCAACACUGAAAUAUUGGCUGCAGCAUGCGCUGUUGGUGUGGCCUGCACUUUCGCUGCUCCCAUCGGAGGCGUUUUGUUUAGCAUAGAGGUAACAGCCAGCUAUUUUGCAGUCAGAAAUUAUUGGAGAGGUUUCUAUUCAGCAGUUUGCGGCGCAAUUGUCUUCAGGUUGCUUGCGAUAUGGUUUGAUGAUGAAUCUACACUCACAGCACUUUUUCAGACAAAUCUUCGCCAGGAUGUACCGUUCGAUCCGAUGGAAAUUGUUUCGUUCUCAAUUGUCGGGUUGGCUCUCUGUGGCAUCGGAGGGAGCUUGUUGAUCUGCGCACACAAAAAUUUAUCUCUAUUCAUAAGCAAAAAAUUGGAAAUAGCUAAUUUCAUAAAAGACUACUGUUUGGUGUACCCAUUCUUCGCUACUUUUGUCAUGAUGUCUCUUUUGUUUCCUCCAGGCUCAGGGAUGUUCAUGGUUGGAUUGCUGACGAACAACGACGCAGUGAAUGAAUUGUUCAGCAACGUGACUUGGUUGACGAGAGACGCUGAUACAUACGAAGAAGAUCGUCUGCUGAAGUUGUGGAGGGGUCCAUUCAACAACGUUUUCCUGACACUUUUCAUUUUCAUUGUAACCAGGUUUUGGAUGUGUGUGGUUUCGACAUCACUUCCUGUUCCAUCUGGUAUAUUCAUGCCCUCAUUCACGCUUGGAGCCGCAUGUGGGAGGCUCAUUGGAGAAAUAUUGGCCUGGCUCUUUCCCAAUGGAAUAGGUGGUGACAUGGUUGUUCCGGGAGGAUACGCUAUAGUUGGAGCG
Molecule: messenger RNA, 1245 nt
Organism: Helobdella robusta
Lineage: Eukaryota; Metazoa; Annelida; Clitellata; Rhynchobdellida; Glossiphoniidae
Exons: 13
Biological process (GO): chloride transport; transmembrane transport
Cellular component (GO): membrane
Molecular function (GO): voltage-gated chloride channel activity
Source: RefSeq, a predicted model, not a curated record